AUGUCAAGUGAUGAUAAAAGUAAAUCCAGUGAACAAAAGAGUGAGCCCAAGUGUGAACAAAAGUGUGAGCCCAAGUGUGAGCAAAAGUGUGAACAAAAGUGUGAGUCCAAAUCCCAGCCCAGCUGUUUAAAGAAGUUGUUGCAACGGUGCUCUGACAAGUGCCCACGGGACAAGUAUCCAUCACCAUGUGCACAAAAGUCUCCCCCACUAUGUCCCCCUCCCUGCUCCCCACCAUUCCCUCCCCCCAAGCCUAUCUGUCCGAAGUCCUGUUCUCCAAAAGUCACCCCUCCAUGCCCACCCCCAGAGUGA
This is a messenger RNA of Chrysochloris asiatica (Cape golden mole), 309 nucleotides long. It is a transcript of the gene LELP1, whose product is annotated as late cornified envelope-like proline-rich 1. The record is from RefSeq and is a predicted model, not a curated record. NCBI's taxonomy places the organism in Eukaryota, Metazoa, Chordata, Mammalia, Afrosoricida, Chrysochloridae. The transcript has a single exon. The coding region runs from base 1 to 309 and encodes 102 amino acids.